Molecule: messenger RNA, 636 nt
Organism: Chaetomium globosum CBS 148.51
Lineage: Eukaryota; Fungi; Ascomycota; Sordariomycetes; Sordariales; Chaetomiaceae
Exons: 2
Coding region: 1-636 (211 amino acids)
Source: RefSeq, a predicted model, not a curated record
AUGAGCAAUUCUGCGCGCGCGAAAAAGCCGUGUUGUCCCGGCGCCUUGACCUUCGCCGCGCGAGAGGCGGCUACCUGCCGCUCUUGUUUGGUUGUGCUGGAAACUUUCUUCCGGGACGCCGACACCGACCGAGCUCCGAGUAUCCGAGUCCGCUCAGGACAGCUGAUCAGUUCGUUCGGACACGCCAAGGUUGGGGGUCUCUGGAUCAGUGAACAAUUGACACCAUCCACGCCAUCUCUGGCGCCGCAGGCGUGUUUCGCAAAGGCAGCCAGCAGCCCACCCCUCGCCGAGAGCCCAGCCAAGCCCGCCCAGCUUCUUUGCCUUGCGCGCACCACACACACCCAUACACACACAUGUGUCUGUGUCUGUAAUCCCGUAGACCGCCUCCCCCAAGUUACGAGUGCGGCGGGCGGGCUUGCAGCGGGACGGGAACGCGCGCUCCCAAAGAUUCAGCCCAGCGUCGUACGCGUAAAACCCGGGGCCCGGCAAUACCGUUCACGUAAGGCCAGCGUCGCAUCCCCGCACCCCGCCGCACGGCGAGUCCGCAUGCGCACACAACAACACGGCCCACGGCACCACCACACAGGGACAACUUGCACAGGAUUGGGACCUCUCAACCACGACGGCAAGGCUUGA